Molecule: messenger RNA, 510 nt
Organism: Parathielavia appendiculata
Lineage: Eukaryota; Fungi; Ascomycota; Sordariomycetes; Sordariales; Chaetomiaceae
Exons: 1
Coding region: 74-259 (61 amino acids)
Source: RefSeq, a predicted model, not a curated record
AGCGGUUCCGGGAACCCUCAAUCAUAGUUGGCGGCCACGAAACAUGGCGGUGUCGACAGAAUGCCUAUCUAAGAUGUCGAACGUUUUCGAGGCUGAGGUCGAACCACCCGUCUCAGCAAUCCUGGUCCCUUCUGGAAGACUGUUCGGCACAGACGCAGGUAUGGCGCAGGGGAUCGAACGGUCCCAAGUCGACUCCUGCCGGAUCGACGUGAGACGGAACAUCACCGCACCGCUUUCUCGGCCAAGUGCCUGGCCUUGAUUCCGUCCGUGUCUGCCACUCGAACAGAGCCACCGCAGGCGAGGAUAUACCACGGCCUCCAUUAAGGCACACGAGACUGAUGCUCGCAACGACAGUAUCGGGCCUUGGUUAGGGACAAAGCUCCUUCAUUCCUCUGGAUGGUUCAAGGGUAACUACACACCAUCCCACCAGAGUCCUGGACUCCUGGCAGUUAGACUCUGGCAUCGCUCUGGUCAAAGAGUCAAAUGUCCUGCAUGAGCGUCUUCGGUCCA